Molecule: messenger RNA, 867 nt
Organism: Amaranthus tricolor (Joseph's coat)
Lineage: Eukaryota; Viridiplantae; Streptophyta; Magnoliopsida; Caryophyllales; Amaranthaceae
Exons: 4
Coding region: 1-867 (288 amino acids)
Source: RefSeq, a predicted model, not a curated record
AUGGUAAGGAAUUCUUGUGGAGGAAAACUCUUUGUCCCACAUUGGUGGGAUAAGGAUGCUUUACUUGUUUUAUAUAUUGGAAGAAAGGGAUUUUGUCCCACAUUGGUGGGAGAAAAUCAUCCCAAACACAAGAAGAAGGAUAUGUCACUCGAGGAGCUAGUCGGUCAUAUGAAGAUUGAAGAAGCCAACCGCCUUAAGGAUAAGGAUUCUUCCCCUUAUGAACUUUCUGUUAAAGCUAACAUUGUGGAAUCUUCUGUUUCAAAACAUGACAGGUUUAACAAACAAAACAAAGUUGCUGCAAAUCAAGGCCACAAGGCAUGGCAAUGCUACAACCGCAAAGAUGCAUCCAACAACGGGCAGAAAUCAGACCAGAACAAAAACCAAGCCCACAUUGCUGAAGAAUCUGAUGAUGUCAUUGCUGCCGUAGUUUCUGAAAUCAACCUUGUGGGCAACAAAGCCGAAUGGGUCGUUGAAACUGGAGCCACCAAGCAUUUCUGUUCGGAAAAAGACCUUUUUAUCGAGUUCCAUGAAUUUUCCAAAGCUGAUCAGGGAUACCUGUCGGGUGGGCUAUUUAUUUUAGAAACUGUAUUUGUUGCUGGUUCCAUCAAUAAAGCUUCUACUUCUGCUUAUAUUGUUGAGAAUUUUGAUCUUUGGCAUGCUAGAUUAGGACAUGUAAAUUAUGGUUCCAUGAAACGAUUGCAAAAAAUGUCUUUAAUUGCUAGUCUAGUCUGUAAUGGUCAUAAAUGUGGAAUCUGUGUUGAAGCUAAACACUGCAAGAAACCAUUCAAACCUGUUCUAAGUAGACAAACUGAAUUACUUGAAUUGGUUCAUUCGGAUUUAGCUGACUUUAAGAAUAUUGAAAGUUGA